AUGGCAAGCCAGAAAUCGAAGGAUUUCCUCCCCUCUGCUGCCGCGCCAGAGCAGCCCAAUAAACCUCAAUUUUACAACUCGUUUCGCAACUUUCUGGUGCUCAUCACAUGCAUCGCCUUGUCGCUGGCUGUCAAGUUCACAGUUCAAUACAUCAACGUCUCGUCCGAUGCGUUGGACGUGAAUAUAUGCCUUCAGGCCGAAGUACUGUCCCCGACAAAGCAUGCAGAGCUUUGGGCAGACUUGAGUGCCGUAAUUGGGACAUACCAGUUCAAAGAUCGUGCAGUGCAAUGGUUGGGGGGAGCUGUCAGAAUACCUACGGAGUCGUUUGACAACAUGGGGCCUGUUGGAGAGGACCCCCGUUGGGAUGCGUUUAACCCAUUCCAUGAAUACCUAGCGGAUGCCUUUCCAAAAGUUCAUGAAUCGCUGAAGUUGACCAAAGUCAAUACGUACGGGCUGUUGUAUGAAUGGAAGGGCUCAGACGACACUCUCAAACCACUUCUUCUGGCCGCACAUCAAGACGUUGUCCCUGUUGAUCAAACAUCCGUUGAUCAAUGGACGCACCCCCCUUACUCGGGCUAUUUUGAUGGCGAGCGUUUGUGGGGACGAGGUAGCGCUGACGACAAGAGCGGACUGAUUGGCAUUCUCUCAACUGUGGAAGCCUUGCUAGAAAAGGACUUUAAGCCCACUCGACCGGUCGUUCUUUCCUUUGGUUUUGAUGAAGAAGCGAGUGGUUCUCAGGGCGCUAGAAAUCUUGCCUCUGUUCUUUUUGAAGCUUAUGGCGAAGAUGGCAUUGCCAUGAUUGUUGACGAAGGAUCUGGGUUCGGGGAUCAAUAUGGCUCCGUUUUUGCGACCCCGGGAAUUGCAGAAAAGGGAUACAUCGACGUUCUCGUCGAAGUCUCAGCUCCAGGCGGUCAUUCCAGCAUCCCUCCUGCUCACACUAGCAUUGGAAUUCUCUCCGCUUUGCUUGUUCACUACGAGUCAAACCCAUAUGAAGUGCAUCUGGGGAGACACGAGCCUGUCUAUGACACGCUACAAUGUAUCGCACAGUAUGCGAAAUCGCUGCCUGAGCAAACUCGCAAAUUAAUAAAAGCAUCCGCCUACUCAAAUAAGGCGCUCGAGGCAAUCCAACCAAUUGUGGCAAACGAUCGAACAUUGAAGAGCCUUGUUGGAACUACUCAGGCCAUCGAUUUGAUCCACGGUGGUGUCAAGUCCAACGCGCUUCCUGAACAAGCUUGGGCUGUUGUCAACCAUCGCAUCUCAGUCGUGAGUUCUCUUGCCGAGGUUCAAGAACACGACACCGCUCUCUUAAAACCGCUGGCUGACAAGUUCAAUCUGACUUACAACGCCUUCGGUUCUCGUAUUUCGGAAGAGGGCGCGUCUGCCAGCGGCUCUCUUACAUUAAGCGGUGCUUUUGCAGGUGGACUUGAACCGGCCCCAGUGACUCCAACUGGAAAAGACGCUGCCCCGUAUCGAUUACUUUCUGGAACCAUCAAGGCUGCGUACAACUCCCACCGAUCUUUGACUGGGAGUGAUACUAUCACAGUUGUCCCCAGCAUGAUGUCUGGGAACACAGAUACACGGUUCUACUGGAAGUUGUCUGCGCAUAUCUUUCGCUAUGGUCAUCUAAACGGAGAUAAAAACAGCAAAGAUCACCCGCUGGGCAAUAUCCACACAGUAAACGAAUCAAUCAACAUCGAUGCCUUCUUGGAAAUGAUUCGCUUUUUCGCCACUCUCAUUCUCAAUUCUGACGAGUCAAUUACUAUGUAAAGAAUUCCACAUUGGGUACUGGCAGGUAGAUUAUAUAUGGAACGGUUCGGCACACACUAUGUAUCUAGCAAGUUUCCGGUGCAACAUAUCCUGAAGUAGAGCUAGCUGUAGAGAAGUCGGGUAGCCCAACUUUUUGACGAGUGCAAACAGGAAAGUCCAAAACUGAGCCCUC
Molecule: messenger RNA, 1939 nt
Organism: Laccaria bicolor S238N-H82
Lineage: Eukaryota; Fungi; Basidiomycota; Agaricomycetes; Agaricales; Hydnangiaceae
Exons: 13
Coding region: 1-1767 (588 amino acids)
Cellular component (GO): fungal-type vacuole lumen
Molecular function (GO): metallocarboxypeptidase activity
Source: RefSeq, a predicted model, not a curated record